Molecule: messenger RNA, 3476 nt
Organism: Oryza sativa Japonica Group (Japanese rice)
Lineage: Eukaryota; Viridiplantae; Streptophyta; Magnoliopsida; Poales; Poaceae
Product: probably inactive leucine-rich repeat receptor-like protein kinase At5g06940
Biological process (GO): protein phosphorylation
Molecular function (GO): ATP binding; protein kinase activity; protein binding
Source: RefSeq, a predicted model, not a curated record
ACUUGGCAUCUUAUUUAAUGAGAUUAAAACUCUUUAUGAAACAUGCACUGGGAAUAGCAUUAGAGCAAGUUCCCUUUAUAGUAUAGCCAACUGUUAUAGCUCUAAAAAAUCUACAACUAAUCUAAUAACCUAUUCAUACGAUAGUUUAAUAUAAAUAUAUACUACACCAUUAAUACUUAGCUCAUAUCUCGUACGUACAUAAAAUCAAAUCUUGGACCCCUCCUCUGAAUAGGUAUGUCCACAUUUGUUAGAGAGGUCAAUUCCCUUCUUUUUUUUUUUUUUUUGAAGCGGAGAGAGUAGGGCACAGUUGGCUAGGAAUUCGUAUCCCAUUUUCUCUCCUCUCUUCUCUCAUGUUCAUGAAUAAUGCUUACUAGCAUGAUAGUACUACAUUGGAGUACUUGCUCUUUUAUUUUUCUCCAUUGUCAGCAUGGUCGGUCUACUCAUCCGGACGCCCCGGAGAGUCGACAACCGUUGAUCUGUCCAUCGACGGCGCGGGAUCCGCGCCCCGGACAGUGGUCAAGCCCUGCAGCGACUUGUCAUUCAUUGCGCUUCGGAGUCAACACUCUCAGCAGCAGCAGCAGCAGCAGCAGCCGCAGCACGGGCUAGGCUACGACACUCCUGACGCCUUCUUGCCUUGCACUUCCGCUCCGUCCAUGGCGACCACCGCCGCCGCCGCCAACCUCCUCCUCUUCUCAGCCGUGUUGCUCCUCGCCACGCCGUCGAACGCCGCCUCGGCGGCAGCGCCGGCGGUGGCGGCGAUGCCGGUGCAGCCGCAGGAGCUGCUGCUCAGCUUCAGGUCCUCCCUGAACGACCCGUCCGGUGCCCUGUCGACGUGGUCGCGCUCCACGCCGUACUGCAACUGGUCGCACGUCACCUGCACCGCCGGCGGCGGCGGCGGCGGCGUCGCGGUCGGCCUGUCGCUGCAGGGCCUCGGACUCUCCGGGGACAUCGCCGCCGAGCCGCUGUGCCGGGUGCCGGGGCUGGCGGCGCUCAGCCUCGCGUCGAACACCUUCAACCAGACCGUCCCGCUGCAGCUGUCGCGGUGCGCGUUGCUCGUGUCGCUCAACCUCAGCUCCGCGGGGCUCUGGGGUCCGCUCCCCGACCAGCUCGCCAUGCUCGCCUCCCUCGCGUCGCUCGACCUCAGCGGCAACGACAUCGAGGGUCAGGUGCCGCCCGGCCUCGCCGCGCUGCGGGGGCUCCAGGUGCUCGACCUCGGCGGCAACCGCCUCUCCGGCGUGCUCCACCCGGCGCUGUUCCGCAACCUCACGAAGCUGCACUUCCUCGACCUGUCCAAGAACCAGUUCCUGGAGUCCGAGCUGCCGCCGGAGCUCGGCGAGAUGGCCGGACUCAGGUGGCUCUUCUUGCAGGGGUCAGGGUUCGGCGGCGCGAUCCCCGAGACACUUCUCCAGCUGGAGCAGCUUGAGGUUCUUGACCUCUCCAUGAACAGCCUCACCGGAGCUCUGCCACCGGCGUUCGGCCACAACUUCCGGAAGCUGCUGUCCCUCGACCUCUCGCAGAAUGGCUUCUCCGGGCCGUUCCCCAAGGAGAUCGGCAAGUGCGUGAUGCUGCAGAGGUUCCAGGUGCAGGGCAACGGGUUCACCGGCGAGCUCCCCGCCGGCCUCUGGUCGCUGCCGGACUUGCGGGUGGUCCGCGCCGAGAGCAACCGCUUCUCCGGCCGGCUCCCCGAGCUGUCCGCGGCGGCGUCCCGGCUCGAGCAGGUGCAGGUCGACAACAACAGCAUCUCCGGCGAGAUACCCCGGAGCAUCGGCAUGGUCCGCACCAUGUACCGGUUCACCGCCUCCGCGAACCGGCUCGCCGGCGGCCUGCCGGACACCCUCUGCGACUCCCCGGCGAUGAGCAUCAUCAACGUCUCCGGCAACGCGCUCUCCGGCGCGAUCCCGGAGCUCACGAGGUGCAGGAGGCUGGUGUCGCUGUCGCUGUCGGGCAACGCGCUCACCGGCCCGAUACCGGCGUCCCUCGGCGGCCUGCCGGUGCUGACGUACAUUGACGUGUCCAGCAACGGCCUCACCGGCGCCAUCCCGGCCGAGCUCCAGGGCCUCAAGCUCGCGCUGCUCAACGUCUCCUACAACCACCUCACCGGCCGCGUCCCGCCGUCGCUGGUCUCCGGCGCCCUCCCCGCCGUGUUCCUCCAGGGCAACCCCGGCCUGUGCGGCCUGCCGGCGGACGGCGGCUGCGACGCGCCGGCCGCGCCGCCGUCGAGAAACCGCCUCGCGCUGGCCGCAACCGUGGCGUCCUUCGUCACCGGCGUGCUGCUGCUGCUGGCUCUCGGAGCGUUCGCCGUCUGCAGGAGGCUGCACGCCGCCGCCAAGCUGGUGCUCUUCUACCCGAUCAAGAUCACCGCCGACGAGCUGCUCGCCGCACUCCGCGACAAGAACGCCAUUGGCAGGGGAGCAUUCGGCAAGGUCUACCUGAUCGAGCUGCAAGACGGGCAAAACAUCGCGGUCAAGAAAUUCAUAUGCUCAAGCAACCAAACAUUCGGAGCAGUGAAGAAUCACAUGAAAACUUUCGCAAAAAUCCGGCACAAGAACAUUGCCAGAUUGCUGGGCUUCUGCUACGACUCCCAUGGCGGCGGCGGCGAGGUGAGCGUCAUCUACGAGCACCUGAGGAUGGGGAGCUUGCAGGAUCUGAUACGCGCGCCGAAGUUCGCGGUGGGGUGGAACGACAGGUUGAGGAUCGCGAUCGGAGUAGCAGAAGGGUUGGUGUACCUUCACCGUGAUUACACUCCUCGCUUUCUGCAUCGCGAUCUCAAGUCGAGCAAUGUGUUGCUGGGUGAUGAUUUUGAGCCCAGAGUUACCGGAUUUGGGAUCGAUCGUGUCGUUGGCGAGAAGGCGUAUCGAUCUUCGUUGGCUUCUGAUCUGAAUUACAGCUGCUACAUCGCUCCAGAGGUAAACUGCACCAAGAAACCAACGCACCUCAUGGACGUGUACAGCUUCGGCGUCAUCCUCCUGGAGCUGAUCACCGGGAAGCCGGCGGGGCAGCCGGCGUCGGACGACUCGGUGGACAUCGUCCGGUGGGUGCGGCGGCGGGUCAACGUGGCCGGCGGCGCGGCGCAGAUACUCGACCCCGCCGCCGCCGUCUCCCACGCGGCGCAGCAGGGGAUGCAGGCGGCGCUGGAGCUCGCCCUGCUCUGCACCUCGGUGAUGCCUGACCAGAGACCGGCCAUGGAUGAGGUCGUCCGGUCGCUGCAGCUGCUGCAUUCGCCGCAGACUCUGCCGCCACCGCCGCCGUUCACCGGAGUUGCUGUGGAACCUUGAGUGGAACAGCUCGUCGAGCCAGGUUGCAGAUUACUUCUGCCUCAGGACUUCAGGUUGUGCUUGAGCAGAAACUAGGAUGGGAAUUGAGAUGUUCAGAGUUUCAGACUUGCAUUGUUGUACAUAGUUUGGGAUUCUGAUUGACAUUGGAGAAGGAAUCCACUUAGUAUAAUAAUGAGAAAUAAAUGUGGGUUUAUUCUGCAA